CUGACUUCUAAUCAAUCUUUCUUGCAGAUGCUGUGUCUGAUAGAAAUUGGAAACCUAAAACAUCACAGAAGGUCGCUUUGUAGCUCCCUAGUGCCAUCUGAUGAAGUCUCUGUUAAUUAUAAACACGGGUUGCCAGUGAUAACCCUUACAUUACCCUCCAGAAAGGAACGCUGUCAGUUUACUGUGAAGCCAAUGCUAAUGACUGUUGGAGACUUCAUACAGGACAUACAGCAGGAGGAUAAAGCAAUUGGAGACAUAAAAACCCUUACAACAGAGGGCAGUGUGGUCUCUGCUUCAACACUGAUGGAAGUUCUGUUGAUGAAUGACUUUAAACUUGUCAUCAAUGGUACAGAAUACAGAGUACACCCUCCACUGAAAGAUAAAGUGAGCACUGAACAUGCUACAGAUGUGGAUGAUGUAAAGUCUUUGGUCCAUAGGUUAUUCACAGCCCUUAAUUUAGAAGACCAUCAGACAAGAAAAGAGAGGGAAUUGUUGCAGAAAAUGGAACUUCUAAAAGAGGAACUGCUGCCUUUAGAGCAGAUGAAAGCCAGACUCACUGCAGAGGCUGCUGCUAAGAGUUCUCGUCUUCUAUGGAUUGGCUUAGCCUUAAUGUCUACUCAGGGCGGAGCUCUAGCCUGGCUCACUUGGUGGGUCUAUUCAUGGGAUAUAAUGGAGCCGGUCACUUACUUUAUCACCUAUGGAAGUGCCAUGGCAUUCUAUGCUUACUUUGUACUUACUAAGCAGGAUUAUAUUUACCCAGAUGCUCAAGACAGGCAGUUCCUCCACUACUUCCACAGGAAAUCCAAAAGCCAGAAUUUCAAUGUGGAUCAGUACAACAAGUUAAAAGAUGAUCUUGCAGAGGUAGAAGAAUCCUUGAAACGGCUGAAGAACCCUUUACAACUACGUCUUCCAAUACAAGAAAUACAUGACAAGUUUUAAUCUUUUAUAUAACUUGGAAGUGUUUCAGAGCUGGUGAAUUGCCUCAAAUGUUUACGAACUGAACAUUUUGGACCAAUAUGGGAAGGGGAAUCUAUGAUGCCUGGUUAAAAGUAUUUCUGACAACUGGUAUUUCUUUUUCACAUUGCAAAGAAAUUCUUUCAGAUUCUCCAUGUAUAUA
Molecule: messenger RNA, 1117 nt
Organism: Euleptes europaea (tarantolino)
Lineage: Eukaryota; Metazoa; Chordata; Lepidosauria; Squamata; Sphaerodactylidae
Gene: MCUB
Product: mitochondrial calcium uniporter dominant negative subunit beta
Exons: 7
Coding region: 28-939 (303 amino acids)
Biological process (GO): calcium import into the mitochondrion; mitochondrial calcium ion homeostasis
Cellular component (GO): mitochondrial inner membrane; uniplex complex
Molecular function (GO): calcium channel inhibitor activity
Source: RefSeq, a predicted model, not a curated record